Messenger RNA from Quercus robur (English oak), 1290 nucleotides. RefSeq lists its product as uncharacterized. The record is from RefSeq and is a predicted model, not a curated record. The coding region runs from base 209 to 991 and encodes 260 amino acids. NCBI's taxonomy places the organism in Eukaryota, Viridiplantae, Streptophyta, Magnoliopsida, Fagales, Fagaceae. The transcript is spliced from 11 exons. Gene Ontology annotation, molecular function: ubiquitin conjugating enzyme binding; ubiquitin-like protein binding; cullin family protein binding. Gene Ontology annotation, biological process: protein neddylation; positive regulation of ubiquitin-protein transferase activity. Gene Ontology annotation, cellular component: ubiquitin ligase complex.
AAAUACUAUAAAUUAAACCCAUCCAAAGUCCAAAAACCCCUCACGCUCUCUCUCUAGCUCUCACUCUCUCUCUUUUUUAUUAAAAAAGAAAAGAAAAAUUGUUUCUGUCAAUUAGGGUUUGACAAAAUUGUGGUGGAUUCGAGUUUUGGUCAUCGAAACCAACGGUUGUGAUUUUGUGUUCUUUGAUUCGAAGAAGAAGAAGAGAAAGAUGCCUCGUACAUCAAAACGAAAAGCGGCCCCACCAAGUUCAGCAUCCGUCAAAUCUUCUGACUCCCUUUCUGUUCGUCCCGUAGAGAAGAAGCCUCGCACAUCAAAACGAAAAGCGGCCGCACCAAGCUCAGAAUCCGUCAAAUCUUCUUCUGUUCGUUCCGGUAAAGCUGGAGCAGUUAAAGCUGUAACAAAGGAGGUGGAUCGGAUAGAUCAACUAUUUGAUUCAUAUGCAAAUAAGGAUUUAGGCUUGAUUGAUCCAGAAGGAGUUGAAACACUUUGUUCUGGCAUGGGAGUGCAGCAUACUGAUGUUAGGAUAUUGAUGCUCGCUUGGAAAAUGAAAGCUAAAAAGCAGGGUUAUUUUUCUAAGGAUGAGUGGCGAACUGGACUAAAAGCUCUAAAGGUUGACAACCUUGAAAAAUUAAAGAAAGCACUCCCAACCCUGGAGACCGAGGUGAUGACGCCACCCAACUUUGAGGAUUUCUAUGCUUAUGCAUUUAAAUACUGCCUAACUGAAGAGAUGCAAAAGUGUGUAGACGUUGAGACCAUUUGUGAAUUGCUGAAUCUUGUUCUGGGUUCCCAAUUCUGUGCCCAGGUUGAUUCAAUAACUGAGUAUCUAAAGUUCCAGAGUGAUUACAGGGUGCUAACCAUGGAUCAGUGGGUUAACUUCUAUCGUUUUUGCCAUGAGAUAAGUUUUCCUGAUCUUCACAACUAUGAUUCCGACCAAGCUUGGCCUCUGAUCCUUGAUAGUUUUGUUGAAUGGUUGAGAGAAAAGCGAAAGUAAUUUCAGCACCUUUGGCCAUCAGAAAUCAAUUCAGAUAAAUGGACUUUGCAAACUUUGAAGUAGGGAUCAUAUCUAACAAACUAUUUAUACUGACAACAUUGCUGAAGUUCGUUUCUCAUUCAAAGCUGCAAUUUUGUGAUCUGGAGGUGCUUCAGGCAUUCUUAUUUUAUUCUUGAGCAUUGCAGUACUGUUUUUGUAACAUCAAAAUUUUUACUUAGGUUUCCCCUAGCCCCCGUUGACUGGUCAAUAAUAAUUUUUUUAAUUAGACAUGAGUUAUCAAUGAAUGCAGCAUUUAUUUA